This is a messenger RNA of Calliphora vicina (urban bluebottle blowfly), 5108 nucleotides long. RefSeq lists its product as uncharacterized. Bases 817 to 4560 code for a protein of 1247 amino acids. The record is from RefSeq and is a predicted model, not a curated record. NCBI's taxonomy places the organism in Eukaryota, Metazoa, Arthropoda, Insecta, Diptera, Calliphoridae. Gene Ontology annotation, molecular function: RNA polymerase II cis-regulatory region sequence-specific DNA binding; DNA-binding transcription factor activity, RNA polymerase II-specific. Gene Ontology annotation, biological process: regulation of DNA-templated transcription. The transcript is spliced from 3 exons.
UAAUCUAAAAAUAGUACCAUGUUUGUAUACUACUAAUGUUUACAACUCUGAGAUUUGCUACAAUCUGAGUGCAACCCUAUAAACGUUGUGCAAAUUUUGUUUAUGAAAGAAAAUUGCUGGGUAAAACAAACAGAGAAACAAAGAAAAAAUCACGUAAAGUAAAAAAGAGGAACGAGUAAAAAGUUUUCCAUUUUCAAAGAAAAUUUAUUUCAAUCAUUGACGUUUUCCAUGGAAAAAAAGAGUUUGACUGCUUGAAUAAAUUUGUGUGUGAGUGUGAGUGUGUGAGAAAAAGGUGAACUUUGAAAAACUAUUAAAUGAAAAAGGAAAAUGAAGAAAAAGAAAAUCGAGUAAAAUAUUAUGCGUAGUAAAAUAAAUUCCUUAUUUUUUUUUGUUAAAAAUAGAAAAUGAAAUUAAUUAAUAAAUAAAGUACUUCGGAAAAUUAAUAAAACAUUUACCAGAAAAAACAAAUAAAUUCAAUAAAAUAAGAAAAGAAAUAAAUGCUUUAUGAAAAAGGAAAAAAUUUCUAGUGGAAAAAAUUAAAAUGAAUAUAAACGAGUACAAAACAAAAAAGAAAAACAUUCUCUGAAAAAAGAAGAAAAUUAAAAACGAAAUAAUUAGUUUAAAUGAAUGUGAAUUAAAGAAUUAAAAUAAAAAAAAACACACGCUACAUUUUUUAUAAUUGAAGAAUUUUUGUAACAAGAAUUUUUGCAAAAAAACAAAAAAACAAAAAACUAAAUGCUAGAAUUAAACAAUUGAAAAUACUUUUAAAUUAAACUUAAACACACAUCAAAAAAACAGCAGCAGCAGCAUAAAAAUAUGGAUGGCUCUAAUAAUACAACUGGAGGUUUAUCUUCGCGCAGUCUUCCCUCGCUAUUUGCAAUAAGCAAUGGUUCCUCUAUGGCUUCUAAGGAUCUAGAAGGCCUAAUGGCCAUGAAUGACAGUGCAUUGUCACAACAAAUCGAAUUUAUCUUACAAGAUGCUCCCAUGGAGCACGAAGAUGAUGAUGAUGACGACGAUGACCACCAUCAUCAGCAGCAGCCACAUCGUCCGGCACACAAUCAGCAAGUAUUAUAUCAACACCAAGUGACCACCAAGUCGUCCGCCAACGAAGUAGGUCAUCAACUAAUGGAUACAGAAACCAGCAAUUCUCAGGGGGCCAUAUCAUCGACUGCAGCUGCUAAGAAAACGAUAGCAGCUGCCAUUUAUAAAUUAGAUACCCCACCGAAUUCAACUACACCAAUAACAAGCGCUUCCGAUUUAAGUCAAACCAGUCAAGACGCCGAACAGUCCAUAAUUGAAACAAAAAUACCAACAACACAACAUCAUACAACUUCUACUCAACAGCAACAACAACAACAGCUGCAGCAACAACAACAGCGUCGUCCGCAACAUCAUUUCCUUAAUGGUCGCGGUAUCAUUGUACGCUCCUCGGAUUUACACAAUUACAAUUCCCUGCCCUUGUCUGCGGCCGCCUCAAUGGAUCAUCAUUCUUUGGAAACCGAAGACGACGAAGAAGAUCCCGAAUUGAAUGAUGAAAAUCUGCAAGAUAUCGAAGAAGAGGCCAAGGCUGCUGAAUUAGACGAGGAUCCUCCACAUUUAGAUGCCACACAGAUCAAAGUGGAAAAUAUGGAGGUGCAAACAAAUGAAAAUACGCCACGUUUGGCCUACACCAGUGCCGCCACUACAGUCACCACUACCGAUGCCGAUGGCCAGCCCACUCAAUUGGUAUUGCCCGCUGGUUCCAUAGUGAGCACUGGCACACGCACCGUAACUGUGCCAGUUUCGGAAGCUUUAGCCCAUCUUCAAAGACGUCCAGUUUUCAUUAGUAAUGGCGUAGCCAAUGUGGGCGGCACCACUUUGGUACGUAUGCCUGCGGUGUUGAGUCGUAAUGGCUCGAUGGCUGUAUUGAAUGUCGUGCAACAGCAAGUUGGUGCCAAUGGCCAGACAACGCAACUAAUACUACAGGCUGCCCCCAUGGGAAAUGGUUCCAAUGGUACUGGAACUCCCAUAAUGGUUACAACCACUCAGCAACCACAGCAGCAGCAGCAGCUUACAACCACAACUACAGAUAAUACAGGGAAUUCAUCACAAAUUUCAACCAUAACUCAAACUUCCAAUGCCCAUCAAAUGCUGGCAAAUGCUUUAACGACCAAUCAACAGAAUCAACUUCAACAAGUACACCAACAACAGCAACAGCAACAACAACAUCAAACAACUACAAUAAUGACUAUUAACAGCGGCUCUACUACGUCCUCCUCGUCGUCGUCUCCAUCAGCGUCGUCUGCAACAACAAAUGCUGCCAUAUCAACAACAAUAACAACAAGAUCACCACCUCCCCGAUCAUCAUCCGUUUCAACCCAUUCAACACAACAGCAUCCCAUUGCAUCAACUUCAGCCCAAGCUCAGGCAGCUUAUACCCGCAAUACAGCAUCCACCUCGCCACCCUCCUCCUCUUCGUCCGCCUCACCAUCGUCCACCUCCAUACCGUCAGCACCAGGCACCCUAGUUGGUGGCGGCACAAUAUAUCAGUGCAUGGAGUGUGUUGAGAAAUUCGACAACAAAGAACUCUUCGAAAUUCAUCGUUCCGGCCAUGCCAACAACAUGAAAUGCGCCAUCUGCAACAUGGUUUUGAAAUCAUUGAAAAACUACGAGAAACACUGUCUUCGCUGCAAACCAUACGAGUGUCAAAUUUGCGGUCGUGUCGUUCGUUUUCGUCCCAAUUUCAUUAAACAUAUGCGCGUGCACACCGGACAACAGUCCGAACGUCAUAAGUACAAGUGCGAAGUGUGUCACAAGGAAUUCAUGAGUUUCGAAUACUUUAAGGUCCACAAAAAGAUCCACAAUGAAAAUGUUAAUCUGACGUGUGAAAUAUGCGGCAAACAAUUUAGCGCUUUGGCAUCAUUGAGGGGACACUCGAAAUUGCAUUCAGGCGUUAAGUUGCACAAAUGUGAAGUUUGCGGUAAAGGUUUUGGUCAACGUUACAAUCUCAAGAUACAUGCUCGCACUCAUACUGGCGAUUUUCCGUUCGAAUGUAAAAUCUGUAAAAAGAAAUUGCACACUCAAUCAUCGUUGCAAACACACAUGCAAGUCCAUCAACGUGUUCAAACGUCACAAGCAACGUCAACUAUUAAGUCAACAGCCACCAGUACCACAACGAGCGGCAAUACAAGUUCCAGCAGCAGUGCCAGCAGUGCUCACAAUUCACCCACUUCGACCAUCAUCAAAAUGGAGCCCCAACUAACAGCGUCCAGUCCAUUGGAGAGACCCAGCACCAGUGGCAAUAUUCUGCUCAGUCAACACUCGAUGCACGAUGAUUUAGAUGAGAACUCGGCCAUGAGCGAUGGUCUCAAUUCGUUGAAUGGCCACCAGUAUGUAACAACUAGUUGUGUCAAGAAUACAAUUGUCUCAGCCACCGGCGAUGAUUCAUCCGAAUCGUCGAAUACAUCUCAAGAACAAUUGCGACAGACUAGACAGAUUUUGUUGAAUGGCGGCACACCGACACGAGCCAUUGUGAUUAAUAACUAUUUGCAUAAUAACGAUAAUAAAGGUGUUGAUACACUGCUGUCGCAAACGUCACAGCCGCAACAUCAUGCUCAAGUCAUACGUCAUAAUAAUAGCAGUAGUAGUCACAUAACAAGCAGCAGCAGCAGUAGUAGUGCAUUGCAACAGCAAUUGAUGCGUAAAACUCCUAUCAUACAUUCGACUGGUGGUGCAACAUCUUUAUCAAGUUCAGUAUUUGCCAGUGCCAUUCAACAUAGAGGCACUUCACCUUCACCAUCGCCCUCUUCUUCAUCGACAUCAUGUUCCUCUUCAGUUGUGGUCUCUAAAUCCGGAGUACCCUUAUCAUUGGCCUCGGCCGCCCUGGGUUCCUCUUCGAUAAUACGCAGUACACGUGAUCAUGAUGCGAGCCUCAAUGGGCACCAUCAUCAUCACCAUCAAAAUCACCACAAUCACCACCAACGCAAUAACCACCGAAAUCACCACCGGCGUCGUCAUCUGGCCGAUAUGGAUGACGAUGAUGAUGAUACGAAUUUACAUCAUCCGAGUGUCAAUAAUGGCCGUCACUUCGAUGACGACGAUGAUAUAUUAGAUGAGAAAUCUUCCCCGUCCCUGGCUACGACAGCCAUCAAAACCGAACCGAAUUUCUAUGUCUCCGGUGAUAAUUCCAAUGAGAUGUUGAUCAAAGAAGAAGUCGUCUUCGAUGACACCUCCGCCAAUUCGCCCCACUCGCCACCCAGUUCGAAAUUCGGCAUGUCCAAUUUCGACAACGAUCUCGACCAUCAUGUGGACUUGUCCCAUUCGCUGCCCACCUAUGGGUAUCUCUUGGAUCAGCACUCCAUACCCGACACAAUACCAGCUCAAUUGUAUGCCGACGACGAUGACUUCCGAUUAGAUCACAACUCUUUGGGAGCUCUGCACAAUAAUUCCUCAUCGACCAACGAUGGCGACUACAUCAAGAAGGAGUGGAGCUAUGGCACAAGUUCGAAUUACACAAUAAACGGUAAAUUUGAUGAUGACAGCAAUGCUUUAUGUGAUGCCGCCAAUUUCAUUUAUAAUUGAUUGGAAGACAUACCACCGUCACCGGUACUAGUUGAUGGUUGAUGAUAACACGACAACAGAAUCAAGGUGAAGUUAAAAGUUAAUAUAUAAUACACUACAUUAUUAAAAUAAUCAUAAAUAAAUAUUGAAUCCUGGAAUCAUAGAUGUGGUCGGAAAAAAAAGAAUAAUACUUUCUUUUCUUCUCUUUCACCCCACACAGAUUUCUUUUAUUAGCGUAAAAACAAACAAACAAACAUGUGUUUUGUAACGAAACAUUGAAACAUGUUAAAAAAAUAAAAACAAAAAACAAAUGCCAACAAAUUUACUAAGUAUUGAAAACAAAACAAAAAAACACAAGCACAUAAUUGUAUAAUUUUAAUUAUUAAUCUUAAAAAAGAAAGAACAAACAAACAUACAAAAAAAAAAUCAUAAAAACCCCCUUACGGUUAAAAAAAGAAACCGAAAACAAAGGAAAUCGAAUCCAAACGUUUUUAUUUUGGAUUUUGUUUAAAGUUAAAAGAAUUUUAACUCCUCCUCGCAUUAAAGAACCAGAAAAGAAUAAGAAGUGA